AUGGUUAAGAAGCUCGCCAAAGUUAAGAGAGUAGUCGCUACUCCAGCUGGUAAAGGAAACAAGGGUUCCCUCCCUAAUCAUCUUUUGGAGAAGAAAAAGAAGAACUUCAGAAUUGGCGGAGAUAUUCAGUAUAAGAGAGAUCUCUCAAGAUUUGUCAAGUGGCCAAGAUAUGUGAGAAUUCAGAGGCAGAAGAAGAUUAUCUUCCAGAGACUAUCCGUUCCAGGAGCCAUCAACCAGUUCACUCACACCUUAGAGAGAGACCAGGCUAACAAGCUUUUCAAGCUCCUCUCUAAGUAUACUCCAGAGAACAAGAUUGAGAAGAGACAGAGGCUUAAGGAAGAGGCUAAGGCCAAGGCCGAUGGAAAGGAAGCCGCUCAGGGAUCUAAGCCAUUGGUUGCCAAAUUCGGAUUAAACCAUGUCACCACUCUUGUUGAGAACAAGCAAGCUCAAAUUGUUGCUAUUGCUCAUGAUGUCGUUCCAAUUGAAUUGAUGAUCCACCUUCCAGCCUUGUGCAGAAAGAUGGGAGUCCCAUACUGUUUCGUUAAGGGAAAAGCCAGACUUGGAAAGAUUGUCAAUCAGAAGACCGCUACCUGUAUUGCUUUGACUGAAGUUAAGAAAGAAGAUGAGCACGACUUGAAGACUCUCGGACAAUUCUUCGACGCUACUUACAACCAGAACUCUGGUAUUAGAACCGUUUGUGGAGAACCAGUCUUCGGAAUCAAGAACCAGAACAAGAGAGGCAGAGGAAAAAGGAGAUCUUAAAUCUAAGCUUUCUUACAUAUAAUUUCAAAAUAA
Moneuplotes crassus is the source of this 795-nucleotide messenger RNA. The record is from the annotation of a GenBank genome assembly. Lineage: Eukaryota; Ciliophora; Spirotrichea; Euplotida; Euplotidae.